ACAAGCCCGAGCGCAAACCGAUGCAUCUUCCGCCGUUCCUUGUUAGAGGCCUGGGCUUCUUCAAUGACGCUUAUGACCUUUUCGUCAUGAACGUCGUCAACGUCGUGCUCGAGGAGCAAUAUGGAAAAGACGUUUACACUCCGUCGCUCAAAGGCGCGGUCUCGGCUGCGGCGUUAGUUGGCGCUAUCAUCGGACAAAUCGCUUUUGGCUACCUCGCAGAUGUGCUCGGCCGGCGCAUUUGCAUGAUCAUUACGUGCGCGAUCUUAAUCCUGGGAGGCAUCAUCUGUGCGUUCGCCAGCGGUGGGUCGCCGACAGCAACGCUUUGGAUUCUCGUCGUAGCACGUGGUUUUCUUGGCGUCGGAAUCGGUGGUGAGUACCCGCUGGCGGCGGCUGCAUCCGCCGAAGACGCAUCGUCCGUGGAAAGCCGCAACCAGCGCGUGGCGCUCACGUUCUCGCUCCAAGGCGUCGGGUGUGUCACGGCCGCAAUUAUGGGCAACAUACUCGUGUCUGUGCACGCGCCGGGACCGAAAGGAUCGGCGUCGCCUGAGAGCCUCGAGGUCAUUUGGCGAUCUCUCUUUGGCAUUGGUGUCAUUCCGUCGGCACUCGUCUUCUUUUUCCGGUACCACGCCGAAGAGACUGUGGCGUUCACGCAGUCCAAGACGACAGCACCAACUAACAACGCUUCAAUCCCGCUCCUCUUUGUCCUCCGGGUGUACGGGCGCUGGCUUCUCGGCACGGCAGGCACGUGGUUCAUGUUUGACAUUGUGUUUUAUGCCCAAAACCUCUUUUCGGCUUCAAUCUUGACCGUCGUUGGCAUCCACAAUGCGUCGUUGACCCAAGUGACGACACAAAAUGUGCUCGUUGCACUUGUUGCACUACCUGGGUACUACGUGGCCGUCUACUUUAUCAACCGCCUCGGUCGACGCAUGAUGCAGCUCCAAGGGUUCUGCUUCAUGACGCUUCUCUUCCUGAUUCUAUCUGGCGUCUGGAGUAGCCUCCAGAACGACAGUACGAGCUUUAUCCUUCUGUAUGGACUUUCGCUCUUUUUUUCCAACUUUGGGCCCAAUACGUCGACGUUUGUGAUGCCGACCGAAAUGUUCCCGACACCGAUCCGUGCGCGCUGCCACGGUUUCUCCGCUGCCAUGGGCAAGCUAGGCGCUGCAAUUGGCUCCUACGGCUUUGCGACCCAAGGCAAGGAUCUUGGCUCGACGUUUGGGAUGUUUGCUUUCUUCUGCAUUCUUUCAAUUCCUCUAACGUGGUAUUGCACCUUCGACAAUCCAAACCCACUCUCGGACGGUGAUGCAGAGUUUGACCGGCGGCUCCGCAUAUUCAAGGGCACUGCGCUGCAGGAUGAAGACUUCAACGAUCUGGAUGAAGAAGAUAAUGACGAGGAGGUAGACAUUGACAUUGGCUCAGCGCUCACGAGCCAAGGCAACAGCUCCGAGAGCCAACAGCUCGUAUCCCAUGCGUAACCCUCAACAAAGUUGCAUUUCCUGACA
Molecule: messenger RNA, 1499 nt
Organism: Saprolegnia diclina VS20
Lineage: Eukaryota; Oomycota; Saprolegniomycetes; Saprolegniales; Saprolegniaceae
Exons: 7
Coding region: 21-1472 (483 amino acids)
Biological process (GO): transmembrane transport; carboxylic acid transport
Cellular component (GO): plasma membrane
Molecular function (GO): carboxylic acid transmembrane transporter activity
Source: RefSeq, a predicted model, not a curated record